CUGAUUUUGUGGCUUUCGCUAGCUUGCCAGUACUUCGCUACUGGCAAAAACAAUCUAGCCAGCUAGCACCGAAAGGUUGUCUUGUCAACUAAUUAAAUUAUUGUAAAAACCUAGUAAACAAGCAUUAAAAUGGAAAAAUCUAAUGAAAACAAAUACCCUGGUAAGAAAGAAGAUCCUCAAAAAGGAAGAUUAGCUGAAGAGACAAUAAACUAUUUUAAGAGGGUUGAACAAGUUUUGUUAGAUAAUACAUUUGAAGAUGAGGAACAUAAAGAAAUGUUUGUAAAAAAUGUGUUUAAUCAAAUGGAAAAAGAUGGUAGCCAAUUAACUCGCCAUCCUCUGACUAGUAGGGUCAUUGAGGUGAUUUUACCUAUGCUUAACGCUGAACAAAACCAAAAGCUUAUUUCACAGUUUAAGGAAGAUAUUGACAUUGUAACUUGUGAUCGAUUUGCCAGCCAUGUCGUUGAAGCCUUGUGUAAGAACGUAAGUCAGCAUAAGGAGAACGCUGAUGUUGUAGAAACUUUUCUUUCAUUUUGCAAAGUCUUAAGAAAACAAAGUAAUGGUUUAUUAAGGGAUGCUUAUGGUAGUCAUGUUCUCAGUACUGUUUUGCAAGUGUUAGGCGGUGUUGCCGUACCUGAAAGUAUAACCAAAAGCAGAUCCACAAGAGCAUCUAAAAAAACGAAGGGCAAAUAUAAACCAUUGGUAAAUGCAAAUCUUUUAUCUGGUGCUGUUUCUUUGACAUCCGUUCCCGAGAAAUUUGUGAAAAGCUUUAAAAGGUUUUCCAGAGUAAUACAAGAGGAUGACAAUUUUGGUGAAUUAUUAUGCCACCGGACUGCAAGUCCAGUUUUGCAAGUAUUGUUAUAUGUUAUUAAAGAAAUAAGCAAGACAAAAUACGCCUCUUUAUGUCACCUGGUAGUUGCCCGUGCUGGUAUUCUUUCCCAACAAAAUGUUCAAGAGGAGGAGGAGAAUGAGGAGACUAUUCACAGAUUGCCAGUUGUUUUAACAGAUGAAGUUGGUAGUCAUUUGAUAGAAGCUGUUAUACAAACUGCAGACGAUGCAACAUUUGAGACACUGGCAACAAGAUGUUUCAGGCGAUACAUUAUUUCACUAUGUAUUCACCCUGUCGCAAAUUAUUUGGCACAGACGUUUUUAAGAAACGUCAGAAGUUCUGAACAGGCUGACUUCUAUAUCACAAAGAUACUUGAGUUUAUGGAGGAUAUUCUAGCAAGCGGUAACAUGGGUUGUAUUGUAAGAGCAGCAGAGACACUGGCGCGAUUGGAAAUGGUGGAGAAGCAGAAGUUCUUUUUAAACACACUACAGAAAGCAUUGCACAUACCAAGCAACGAAAAGGACUCAAAACAACUUGCUAGACUCAUUUUAACCAUGAUGACAUACGAUAUGUUUUUUAAGAAAAACGAUGAGGUGGAGGAGAACAAAAAUGAAGAACUGCCAAUAACGGAAAAUCAUUUGGAUAAAAACUCCAUUAAUUAUCAUGGUGCAUGCCUAUUAAAAAGUUGUUUUUCUUUUAAGAAAUCGAAACUUGCUGUAGAUAGCUUUUUAAGUUUGACCGUAGAAGAACUACUCUGUGUUUCGUGCAACCCUAGUGGUUGUUUUGCGUUUGAGAGUUUCUUUCAAAGUAAAUGGAUACCGAAGAAGAAAAAAGACCAAAUGGUUGAAUGUUUGACGAGUUCUAUAUACGUUCUAGCAUGCGAUAAGUUUGGUAGUCGUGUUAUUGAUGCCAUGUGGAAGGAACUUGAGGAGGACGUUCAGGAUAAGUUAAGAUGUGUGUUACGUACACACAAGUCGAAGCUUGAGACUGAUUUGUAUGGUCGGAUUAUUUUGUAUAAUUGCGGUGUGAAACAACAAGUGGUGAAAAUGAGUGAAAUAAAAGAGAAGCAAGAAAGAAAAAGAAGACUUUUCGAAGACAUCUUAGAUGAAAAUAAAGUUCAUGCGGCUCCAGUGAAGAAAGAAAAGAAAACCAAAAAUGAUGAUCGUGCAAAUAAGUACCGAGAGCAGUUGAAGCAACUAGGGAUAUCAUUCGACGAUGAAGAGAAGUCUAAUGAAGAACUUUUGACAAAACAAGUUAAAGACGAGCCACAAGAUGAAAGAUUGUCUCAUGAAAAAUCGUCUGAAGAAAAAUCGUCUGAAGAAAAAUCAUCAGAAGAACAAUUGUCAGAGGAAUUGACACCUUCAAGAAAAAUAAAGCAAAAGAAGAAGAAGAAGAAGAAAACCUGAUGUUAAUGUGAAAUAUAAUAGACCUUACACACAAAUAUUUUUUUGUUGUUUGAGGAGAAUGACGUAUGAAGAUUGGAAUUAUUUUGUUUAAAUAAUUUCAACACCAAAUGGAUUUGAAACCGAUUAAGAGCAUUAAACCUAUGAUCAAUUAAAAUGCUUGCUCUGGUAGUGGUGCUUGUACUUCUAUAUGAAAUAUUUUUGAUCUCGUGUCUCUCGCGAAAGUUUUUAAAUGCUUUAUAAGAAACAUACUUUUCGAGAUA
Messenger RNA from Hydractinia symbiolongicarpus, 2492 nucleotides. RefSeq names its product nucleolar protein 9-like. Gene Ontology annotation, cellular component: 90S preribosome; nucleolus; preribosome, small subunit precursor. Gene Ontology annotation, molecular function: RNA binding. The transcript is spliced from 7 exons. The coding region runs from base 130 to 2232 and encodes 700 amino acids. Gene Ontology annotation, biological process: ribosomal small subunit export from nucleus; endonucleolytic cleavage to generate mature 5'-end of SSU-rRNA from (SSU-rRNA, 5.8S rRNA, LSU-rRNA); endonucleolytic cleavage in ITS1 to separate SSU-rRNA from 5.8S rRNA and LSU-rRNA from tricistronic rRNA transcript (SSU-rRNA, 5.8S rRNA, LSU-rRNA). The record is from RefSeq and is a predicted model, not a curated record. NCBI's taxonomy places the organism in Eukaryota, Metazoa, Cnidaria, Hydrozoa, Anthoathecata, Hydractiniidae.